AUGUUUGACAGCUCCCAGUUGAUACAGCUGAGAGACCAAGAAGAUGUCAAUACUUUGUUACAAUUUAAUGAUGGCUUUGCUCAUGUUUAUGCGUCAAGUUUGGAAAAGGAGCCUUGUUCUAGACUGCCAUUAGGUGGUGUGAAAAAAGUUGAAAUUAUUGAUUCAGAACCAGAUACAUCUCUUGCAGGUGAUGAUGUGAAUGAUUUAGCAUGCCUUCUGAAGAAGGUACGAUUCCGAUCAGCUGGAGACACUAAACCACAGAAGAAAGAAGUUGUCGGUGGUGAUGGUCCAAAACAUGUUGGUGUAACCAGCUCGUGCAGUAAUUCCAUGAAUAAAUUAAAUCAAAAUGGAGUGUGCCUUCCUGAAGGUGAUGUGCAGAACAACAAUUCCAAGAUUGGGACAGUUAACAAACAGGCUUCUAGACCGCAAUCAGGUCUUGCAGAGAAAGUUGAACUUAUAGUUGAUUCAGAAUCAUAUGCAAUUCCUGAUAGUGACCCUUUGGAUGUGUUUAAUUGUCCUGAUUCUGAAUUCAAUGAUUUUGACAAGCAUAAAGUUGAGAAUUGCUUUGUGGCCGGCCAAAUCUGGACUUGCUAUGAUAUGGAUGAUGGUAUGCCAAGAUUAUAUGCCCUCAUUCGGAAGGUGUCCAGUCCUGAAUUCAAGAUAAAGUUCUCAUGGUUCAAGCCUCCUCCAGAAGAUGAAAGGCAGAGUGCAUGGAUCAGGGCAGACUUGCCUGUUGGGUGUGGGAAAUUUAGACAUGGGAAUUCUGAAUAUACUUUUACUCGACUUAUAUUUUCUCAUCAAGUGCCGUGUGAAAAGAGCGAGAGAGGUAUGCUCAUCGUAUAUCCCAGGAAAGGGGAAACAUGGGCCCUUUUCAAAGAUUGGGACAUUAGUUGGAGCGCCGAUCCAGAUGAUCAUAGUGUUGGGCACAUGCCCAUGAACUACACCUAUGAAGUUGUGGAGAUUCUUUCUGGUUAUGUUGGGGAUGCUGGUGUCAAAGUUGGUUACUUAGAUAAAGUGAAUGGAUUUGUUAGCCUUUUUCAGCGAACAAAGAUCACUGUAGCUGGUACAUUCUUUGUAAAGCCAAAUGAACUUUACAAGUUCUCUCAUCGAAUUCCCUCUUUCAACAUGACUGGAACUGAACGAGAGGAUGUACCUGGGGGAUCAUUUGAACUUGAUCUGCUUCUUUACCCCUCAAUCCAGAUGAUAUUUGGUACCCUGGGAAAGUUAUGGAAGGAAGCAGAACUUCAAAUUCUCAUCUCAACCUGUAGAAGAAGUUUGGUCUACUAUUCUCUCUGGAACUAG
Molecule: messenger RNA, 1302 nt
Organism: Nicotiana attenuata
Lineage: Eukaryota; Viridiplantae; Streptophyta; Magnoliopsida; Solanales; Solanaceae
Exons: 2
Coding region: 1-1302 (433 amino acids)
Source: RefSeq, a predicted model, not a curated record